Molecule: messenger RNA, 3950 nt
Organism: Patella vulgata (common limpet)
Lineage: Eukaryota; Metazoa; Mollusca; Gastropoda; Patellidae
Product: serine/threonine-protein phosphatase 6 regulatory ankyrin repeat subunit C-like
Exons: 2
Coding region: 147-3632 (1161 amino acids)
Molecular function (GO): protein binding
Source: RefSeq, a predicted model, not a curated record
GUUAACAGUGUAUGGUUAUACGAGACUAUUGCUAAUACGUUCGCCACAAGGAGAUGUACCGAACAAUAUUCAGUGUGACAAAUUUCAGAAUUAGCCACUGGUUAAUUUGAUAAAUUUACAUACCAGUUUAGAUUUUAUUUAUAGCAAUGAGUUGUGAGGAAUUGAGAGAACAGUUAAAAGAAGCUGUCAAUAAAAAUGAUACAGUUGCAGUAGAAAGAAUUAUACAGGAGCAUGUAGAAUUAGGAGACGACUGUGAUAUACCUCCUUGCAUAUGGGUAAAGGUCUGUGAAGUUGCUCUUAAAAACAGAUGCCUACCUAUGGUGAAAUUGUUGCUGUCCUCAAAGAGUAUUGCUGACCACUUUGUAGAUAUUGAGACCAAUAUACAACUGAUGAAGACUGCAAUAAAAUCUGAUUUCGCGGAGGGCAUUAAGUUCCUUCACUUUAAAGGAGUACCUCUUUAUCUUUCUGCUUCAAUAUCACAUUACAGUUGGCAUGCCAUCAUUGAAUGUGUCCAGAACAAUAAGAUCGAGGUGUUAACAUAUCUACUUGAUAUAACAGAUCUAGAUAAAAACCCCGACAAAGACGAGACCUUAUUAAUGUUAUGUUGCCGACAAUUACACGUGGAAAGUUUGGAGAUUUUGUUGAAGAGUGAACUAAAAAAUACAAUUAAUCAACAGACAGGCGAUCGUCAAUAUUCGGCUCUACACUAUUGUAUUGGUCCCUGGCGGAAGAAGGAAGUUCUUGAUUGUGUACAAUUAUUGGUGGAGGCAGGGGCGGAUGUCAAUCUAUGGGAUAUUGAUUGGGAAACCCCAAUCCAAAAAGCUGCUGAACGUGGUAUGGUGGCAGUGGUAAUAUUUUUGGCAAAAAGAGGAGCAAACCUUGAUAUUAGAAACAAUAAAGGUACCCUUAUUCAUUGUCUUGCAGCAGAGGCUAACGAAAUGUCAGGCUAUUAUGAUGAAUGUGUUCAAUUAUUAAUAACCAAAGGUAUAGACAUUAACGAACUGAACUCAUUCAAUGAAACUCCACUGCAUUUAGCAGUAUGUGAAGGUAAUGAAGAGAUGGUGAAGACAUUAAUUAAAUCACACUGUGAUGUCAAUAUCAAAGCAGGUAACAACAUGGGAUCUGUAUUAUUGGCGCCAAUAGGACGACACAGAGAUACUAUUACUCAAAUACUGAUUAAUGCUGGAUGUGAUGUUAACAUCGCUGAUAAAUACGGUGUGACACCUUUACUGGAGUCAGUACAAUGGUAUCAGACGACUAUCACUGAGAUACUGAUUAAAGCUGGGUGUGAUGUUAACAUCCCUGAUAUAAACGGUGUAACACCUUUACUGGCGUCAGUUACAGUACAAGAUGCGACUAUGAAUCAAAUACUGAUUCAAUUUGGGUGUAAUGUUUACAACGCUGAUAAAGACGGCGUUGCACCUUUAGUGGAGGCUAUAAGAAAACAAGAUGCGACUAUGGCUCAAGCACCGAUUAAAGCUGGGUGUGAUGUUAGCCCCGCUGACAAAAACGGCGUUAUAUCUUUACUGGAGUCAGUAAAAAGACGGAAGACGACUGCUGCUGAAAUGCUAAUUAAAGCUGGAUGUGAUGUUAACAGCACUGAUAAAGACGGCGCUACAGCUUUAAUGCAAUGCGUGCAGGCGAGUAAUGUUGUUUUAGUGAAACAACUUAUUGACCACGGUGCAUCUGUCAACGCUAAAGAUAACAAAGGAUGUUUUGUAUUGGACUAUUUAUUUCUUGCUUACCACCAUACGAACGAUCAGUCUACUUCAGCAGAUAUUGUUAAGAUGAUGAUAGAGGCUGGGGCUGAUAUUCAUAAAUGUAAUAAUCUGUUGUGUAGAGCAAUCACUGGUGAACAUUAUAAAAUGGCGCUAUUGCUUAUUGAACACGGCAUCGAUAUCAAUACGGUAGACGAAAAUGGAGAUAAACCCCUCGCUCGUUCAGCUGAAAAGGGCGAACUAGAAUUGAUGAAAAUAUUAGCAUCACAUGAUUGUGAUAUAAAUCACCAGAAUCUAAAGGGAGAAACGGCGUUGCACAAAGUUCCACAAAUUUCGAGACAUUUCGCUAAUUUUCAAAAUAUGUCGGGAUAUUCUGCUAAUUAUCAAGACAAGACGAAGGUAAUAAAUACAUUACUACAGAAUGGGAUGAACGUCAAUCUUAGUGACGUCGAUGGACAAACGGCCUUGUUCAUAGCAGUAGGUAAUGGAGACGCAUCUAUUACUGUCCAAUUAUUGAAGGCGGGUGCCGAUGUAAACCAUUGCAAUACGAGAGGGGAAACUCCAAUGAUGUUUGCAUUGAUCAACACAUGUAGUUUAUAUAAGAAAGUUAUGGUAGAUGUUUUACUAAAGGCUGGUGCUGAACUGAAACCCAGAGAUAGAUUGGGUAGAAAUGCGAUAUUCCUCGCAACACUCUUGGAUGGUUCACAGGAGUUAGAUAUUUUACUUAAAUAUUCAAACUUGAGAGGUGAAGCAGAGAGUAUCGUUAAUGCCACAGAUAAAGAUGGUAAGACAUCGUUGAUGGUGGCAGCAGAAAGAGGACCUAAAGAUAUGGUAGAGAAACUACUAAGAGUUGGCUGUAAUAUCAACCUACAAGACCAUCGUGGUAAGACGGCGUUGAUGUAUGCUGUAGACAACCAGGAUGAAACUAUUUUAUCACUUCUACUACAGAAUGGUGCAGACUAUAAUAUUUGUGAUAACAAUGGCCAAACAGCGUUGAUGGUGGCAGUUGAGAACCACAAAAAAAUUCAUUGUGAAUAUUUGCUGAAGGCUGGGGCGGAUGUUAAUUUGCGUGAUAACAAUGGAAAGACGGUUUUAAUGGCAGCAGCACGAAUCUGUAAUAGAUCUAUUUUAGAAUGUUUACUAAACGCUGGAGCUGAUGUUGAUGAAACUGAUAUAGAUGGAAGAUCAGCUAUACAUUAUAUAAUGGUUGGUGAUAGUUAUUGUCAUUAUCCUAUAAUGGUUGGCGGUGAUAUGGAUCGGAAAUGGAUCAACUGUCUAAAAUUACUUUUAAUAAAUAAAUGUCACAUGUCGCUAGAUAUUCCAGGAAAAAACAGAAAAACUUUAUUUCAAUGGUUACUGAAAAAACACGAAGAAGAUCUUAUAUGGUAUCUCGUAACGGAAAAUUGUUCUCUCAGAGAUUUGGAUCUUUCAAAGGUCAAAGAUAAAUUUCAAUUUCCCGAUAUGUUGAUACUUUCUAAAAUUCUGUUUGAAAGUGGUGCACCGAAGAGUGAAAUAGAGAAAAUGAUUUCGAUGUCGGUAUUAAAUACUCGUUUGUCGCUUUCCACUUAUAACCCUGUGUUGCCGGUUAUAAAUAGUGGUUUGUCGCUUUUCACAUAUGGUCCUAUGCAUUCAGAAACUGAAAAUAAACAUCCGCUUGAUGAAUUCCGUGAGUUUUGUAAAUCAAGAAGUUUGAUGUCAAGAUGUAGAAGAGAAAUCAGAAAGUGUAUCGGACCAGGAAUCAGCAGUAAAAUUGAUUUACCACAAUGUAUAGAAGAUUAUGUCGUCAUGAAAGACUUGAUACCUAAGAAAUACUUUACUCUUGUAAUAAACGAUAAAGAUGAUGAGGAAGACGAUCAUUAUGAUCAUUAUGUUGAAGACGAUCAUUAUGGUCAUUAUGAUGAAGACGAUCAUUAAAGCUGAUCUGACCGAAGUUUUUAUAAACAUAAGUGUGUUUUUUUUUCUUUUGGUGGAUGUUAUUUUAAAUUGGUAUAUUUCCAUUUGAAUGAGCCUUAUUUUGUCAACUGUGUCAACUAACUGGACAAACAAAGUAAGCCGUGUACUGAGAUGGAUUUUACUUGUCAUUUAGUUGCCCCCCAUCACGUGUCCAGGUGAUGUUCUAAGAUAGAUUUAAUUGUCAUUUCGUUGCAUCUGCCGGAAAUAUGGAUUCUAAGACCAUAAAUAUGGCCUUAUCUUAUAUAAAAUUCGUUUUCACAUUUAAAUUUUCACAAUAAA